AUUCCAAAAUUCAGCUCUUUUUUUUAAUACUAUCAGCACAAAUUUAAUUUGGAAUAACAGGUUCUGUGGUUUUGUGAUUGGAUUAUAUGAUCAUUGACUUAUCUAUCAGCUAUUCUGCUUUAGCUUUUUAACUACUUGAUUGGAUAUGGUUUAGGUUUUGGAAUUUGUGCAUCUUCUUCUUUUGGUGAUUUUUGACGGAAGGUUGGAGAUUUUUGUAUAUGUAUAUCUCUUCUUGUAUGUAUUUUCAGUAACUAGAUGUUGAUUGCUCAAAUUGAAUGUUAAGAACUUGUGUAUAAGCUUUACACAUGCACAUGUUGCUUAAUUAUGGAGAGAGAGAGAGUUUUAAUUUGCUGGCAAACAGUUAGAAAUAGAGGGAUGAAAUAUCAAUUUUGUUAUAAUAUGUUGAAGUGUUUUAGCAGUUUGGAGAUGUUUUAAAGUAGUGGAGAUUCUAAUUUUUUGUUUUGCAGGUAUAAAUAUGCAUUUUUUUUUACAGGACAAAGUAUUUGCCUUGAGACUUCUGUUUUUGAUAUUUGUCGACUUGCUAGUAGCAUGACUAUGUCUGUAAAGCAUCAAUGGAUAACUAGCGAGUAGCGACUGGAUAGGUUCAAAAUAUUGCAAAAUGAGAAGUAUUGAAAAUUCUUUAUUACCUUCCUUUUUUUUCCUUAAAAAUAUUUGAUUUUUGAAUGUGUUUCAUGCUUUAUGAGCUCCUAAGCUCCAAUCUCUACUCACUUUGCCAUUUCCACUCUCUUUCUCUCUGAUUAAUGUGAAGUGUGUUGAAUCCAAUUGCAAAAGAUGGCAAAUAUUGCGAAAGGGGAGGAAAAUACUCCUCGUGGAAAUGAGUGGGAAGUUGUAACGCUUACACAGUCAGUAUAUGCUGCUGCCCCUGGACCAAAACAAGUCGACCUUGUCGAUGAUAAUAGUGCAGAGUAUGUAGCUGAAAGUUCUGAUCCAAUGUUUAUGUCGGGGCACUUUGGCCUUCCACAAAAUCAGCACGAGGAUUCGGCUUUUCAACCAGAUAACGAUGAGAUUCUUAACGGGCAGGGUGGAAAAGAUGCUUCUCCUGAAUUUGUUGCUGACAAAGGGGUUAAUUCAGAUACAUAUGAAGAGAGUACAAAAACUAAAGUACUGAGCACAAUGGAAUUUCCUGGAGAUCAAAUAUUUGAUGAAAAGGGUAGCAUUUUAUCCGCAUGUGGUGCAGAAUUUGAAGAAGAUGCAGUCUUGCAGGGGCUAGGUUUGGUGGACAAAGAGCAGAAUUUCUUUGAUGCCACUACUUAUAGUUCUUUCCAUAGUGAAGAACCCAUGUGUGGGUCAGCAUCAACAGAGGAAAGCAAUAUUGUUGCAGAACCAGUUGAACCCUUUCACCAGGGUAUAGAUUCAGGCAUGUCAAAUUUUCCAAAGGCUAAAGAUGAGGAUAACUAUGAUGCAGAAAAUCUUCCUUGUCAAGCGUGGUGGAAAAGGCGGGCUGUUUCACUUAUUGCCCAUGCAAAAGAUGCAAAUGCAUUCUGGUCCGUUUUCAUUGCUGCAGCUGUUAUGGGCCUUGUGGUUAUUGGUCAGAGAUGGCAGCUUGAAAGGUGGCAGGUAGUGCAAAUGAAGUGGCAGUUUGGAGGCAAUGAUGAGAGAAUGGGCAAAACUAUUAUUAGUCCCAUAUCCCGACUGAAAGAUGUGAUGAUUGGGAGCGAUCGCCGUGGUUCCUUUAUCCGCGGGAGUGCAUCAACGCAACGUUAAGAUGAUGAUGAUGACCAAAAUGAGUUCUUCCCUGUGCAGUACAUGUGCUAGGUUUGCUUUUCAGUGUACCUAAUUUUUUUAUUUUUUAUUUUGCUUUUGACCGAGUCUAAUGAGUUCAGUGUUGUUAGUGAUGGGAUUGUAAUGAUGGGAUCUAUGAGCAAUAACUAUAAUUUAUAACCAUUAGAAAGUGAGAUAAAGAACAUGAAGUGUUGGAUACUAAAGAGUAGCUUUUUUUUAUUUGGCUAAAGGUGA
Nicotiana tabacum (common tobacco) is the source of this 1977-nucleotide messenger RNA. NCBI's taxonomy places the organism in Eukaryota, Viridiplantae, Streptophyta, Magnoliopsida, Solanales, Solanaceae. The record is from RefSeq and is a predicted model, not a curated record.